Molecule: messenger RNA, 1086 nt
Organism: Naumovozyma castellii
Lineage: Eukaryota; Fungi; Ascomycota; Saccharomycetes; Saccharomycetales; Saccharomycetaceae
Gene: MET22
Product: 3'(2'),5'-bisphosphate nucleotidase
Exons: 1
Coding region: 1-1086 (361 amino acids)
Source: RefSeq, a predicted model, not a curated record
AUGGUAUUCGAAAAGGAAUUGUUGCUAGCCACUCAAGCAGUCCGUAAAGCGUCUCUUCUCACCAAGAGGAUUCAAUCUGAAGUGAUCGCACACAGGGAUUCCACCACCAUUACAAAGACUGAUAAUUCACCCGUGACCAUCGGUGAUUAUGCUGCACAAACAAUCAUCAUCAAUGCUAUCAAGGCUAACUUCCCAGAUGACAAAAUUGUCGGUGAGGAAUCUGCCGAAGGUUUGGAGGAUGGGUUUGUCUCUGAAAUCCUAAAGGAGAUUGAAAUUAAUGAUACCGUUUUCCAAGGGGAAUACUCGAACGAUGAUGAUGUUGGAUUCAAGUUUGUGGAUAAAAGUUUCCCAUUGAAGUCUAUUGAAGAUGUUAAACAAAUUAUUAAUUUCGGGGAUUACGAAGGAGGUAGACAAGGGAGAUUUUGGUGUUUGGAUCCAAUUGAUGGUACCAAGGGGUUCUUGAGAGGAGAACAAUUCGCUGUCUGUUUAGCAUUAAUUGUGGAUGGUGUUGUCCAAGUUGGGUGCAUUGGCUGUCCUAAUUUAACCCUAAGUGAUUAUACUGACUCUGUGAAGGAUAUUCCAGGCCAUGAAUCAUUUGGUUACAUCUUCCGUGCUGUAAGAGGCUCAGGUGCCUUCUAUUCCACUGCAUCAAUUGCUAAAGAAUGGACUCAGAUCCACGUAAGAGACAUAAAGAACACUAAUGAGAUGAUCACUUUGGAAGGUGUGGAAAAGGGUCAUUCCUCUCACGACGAACAAUCCCAAAUUAAGGAACAACUGGGUGUAACAAAGUCAUUACAUUUAGACUCGCAGGUGAAAUACUGUAUUCUAGCGCUUGGAUUAGCAGAUCUUUACUUGCGUUUACCUAUUAAGAUGUCUUACGAGGAAAAGAUUUGGGAUCAUGGGGCCGGAAAUGUUAUCGUCCAUGAAGCUGGAGGGUUCCACACUGAUUCUAUGAAAGAUGUUCCAUUGGAUUUUGGUUGUGGGAGAACCUUAAAGACUAAAGGUGUGAUUGCUUCCAGUGGUCCUAAGGAAUUACACGAUUUGAUUGUGGCUACAUCCAAGAAAGUCAUUUCCCAAAGAAAGUAG